Molecule: messenger RNA, 923 nt
Organism: Oryzias latipes (Japanese medaka)
Lineage: Eukaryota; Metazoa; Chordata; Actinopteri; Beloniformes; Adrianichthyidae
Gene: reep5
Product: receptor accessory protein 5
Source: RefSeq, a predicted model, not a curated record
CUCUCGCUUGAUGCUGCUGCGCAUGCGCGCCUCAGUCAGUCGGGUGUGGCAGACUUUUCUCAGCGUUUCGCAUCUCCGCAGUCAUGGCGCAGGGCCUCCGGGAGCGCUUCGAGCGCUUCCUCCAUAAAGACAACGCGCUGACGGCCGUCCUGGCCAAACUCGAGGCCCGCAGUGGAGUCAGCCGGACCUACAUUUCUCUCGGUGUCAUCGGAAUCAUCGCGGUGUACCUGGUGAUUGGGUACGGAGCAUCCCUGCUGUGUAACCUCAUCGGGUUCAUGUACCCCGCCUACAUCUCAAUCAAGGCCAUUGAAAGUGCCACCAAGGAAGAUGACACCAAGUGGCUCACCUACUGGGUGGUGUACGGGAUUUUCAGCGUGGCGGAGUUCUUUGCUGACAUCUUCCUGUCUUGGUUCCCAUUCUACUACAUUGGAAAGUGUGCCUUCCUGGUUUGGUGCAUGGCUCCCAUCCCUUCCAACGGGUCCGUUCAGAUCUAUCACCGCAUCAUCCGGCCGUUUUUCCUGAAGAACGAGGCGACGAUCGACGACACGGUGAAGAACCUGAAGGACAAGGCUUCAGACGCUGCCGACAAGAUCAGGGAUGAAGCCAAAAAAGCCACAGCUAACAUCAUAUUUGAGGAGAAGAAGAGCUCCUGAAGGAGGAGGCCUGACUCCACGGAGGCGCCGGUCUGGUCCUGGUGUUCCCAUGGUUCUGCUUCCUGUCAGUGAAAUGUUCUCAUGAUAGAGAUCAGCCUGAGCUAAAUAAAAACCGCUGAAGUGAAGCUGCUGCCUGUCUGCAAAUAUCAACCUGUCGUGAUAAAACACAUUUGAAUCCUCAGAUUAAAGUUUAGUCUGUCAGACCUUUGGGUGUGUUCAUGUAUGAAGCAGCUGAUCAAUAAAAGCUACGCAUAAACGGAGUUGGAUCCU